Messenger RNA from Pectinophora gossypiella (pink bollworm), 7083 nucleotides. Its product is annotated as activating signal cointegrator 1 complex subunit 2. The transcript has 13 exons. NCBI's taxonomy places the organism in Eukaryota, Metazoa, Arthropoda, Insecta, Lepidoptera, Gelechiidae. Bases 154 to 2412 code for a protein of 752 amino acids. Gene Ontology annotation, biological process: regulation of DNA-templated transcription. Gene Ontology annotation, molecular function: ubiquitin binding. The record is from RefSeq and is a predicted model, not a curated record.
GUGACAACAUUAGUGUAAUUUGUCGUGUUCUCAUGUUGAUAUUCAGCAGUUUUAAUUAAUUAACGGUGUGAUAAAAGUGUAAAACAGUCUAUUGUUGUGUGACAAAAUAUAAAGGACUGUUUUACGUAUAGAAACAAAGCAAACAUAUUGAGAAUGAGUGAUAAAAAGGUUAACUUUGUGAACCCAGAUUGCUUGCCUGUAGAACAUGUGACUCUAACAGUAGAUAAUGCUGGCGUUGUUCGACAAAUUCCGGCUUUGGACCCAUAUUGGGUAGAGGACAGACUACUGAUUGUGUACGAGAAACCUCCAUUAGAUAGUGUAAUGGUGUUUGGUGCAGUGGAUACAUGGCGCGCUAGUAUGACAUUGUACCUUGACAAUCUGAAGUGGUUGCUUAGCUUAGAACAUCACAGGUUUUGGAGUGUAGUUAUCUAUCACCCAAAGUGCAUGGACGCUCUAGUGUCAUUCCUACAAGAGUCCAAUCCUCCAUACAUGCCGCCGUAUGAGAACACAGAGGUUCAAACAUUAUAUGGAGAUAUACGGAAAUACAUAUUCAUUGUAUUCAGUAGACUAAUCACUAAUAAGGAAAGCAAGACGGAAUGGAUGACCAAGGAGCACAUGUCAGCACUGAUAUACAACAAGUUCGUGUUCACGAUCCCCAUAUUAUGGGACCUGUGCUUGGAGUAUGGAGUGGACAAUAAGCAGCACAUGUCGAGGCUGAUGGCCAGCGUGUUCACGCUGCAGCCGCAGUACGAGACUGAUGCGAAGACUGCCCUCGCCUUUGUUACUGAGGCAUUCAAGUACAUAAUCCUGCAAGUGAACAAGGACUACGACAGUGACGAACCGCCGAACCUUCCAGAAACAUUCAAUGGGUUCAGUGAGAUCCACCGGCCUGGUAACAGUAAACACAACGACAAACUCACAUUCAACAUACUCCAGGAUUUGAUCAUACACCUGCUAGACACCGCUAUGACGUUGCGAUUGUUCCUAGAAGUCUACCCGAAAAGCGUCAAAGUAUUUCGGGAAACGAAUUUUGUGAAUAGUAUAGUACAAAUGUACGAGUACGGUAUACCUAUGUUGUAUACGAAGCUGAAGGAGGUCGGGGACCGGCGGAGCACGGGCUACCCCGCGGCGGAGCGCCACAUCGCCAUGGCGCGCGGCGAGCUCGUCGACAUGUUCCGGGAGGUACUCGCGCACUACAAAAACGCUAUCUUCAGUGGACAAGACAACGUAUCAUUGUACGUGGAACAGUAUCUCUCGGCCAUGAUGGACGCCCUUUCAGAGCGGCUGUUCAUGCGAGACUACAACGCGUGCUACCCCGUGCACGAGGACAUCGAAAUGCUACGACAGGCGUACCCGGAGAUUGACACAGUAAAGACGGACUUCAUACUACAAGCAAUUUACUCCAACCUCUACGAUGAGUACUCCACCAAUCAGGACGCGAUGACCAACGGCCAUUAUGGUUCCUCCUCAGAUUCUGAUUCGGAUAGCGAUUCGGAUUCGGAAUUGGAAUCGGAAGUAGAAAAUACAGAUAACAAAAUACCCGAUCAUUUAAAACAGGAGUCAUUGAUCACGGAAGUCAGAGAUAUACUGCCACAUUUAGGGGACGGAUUCAUUUUAAAAUGUCUCGAACAUUACGGGUUUGAUUCUGCGAAAGUUAUUAACAGAAUCUUUGAAGAUAAUUUGGAUCUGUGUUUGAAAGAUAUAGACCCAUCUCUCCCGAUUAUUCCUGAGGAUCCUCUCGACAAGCAAUUCUUAGAGACAGGAGUGGCGAGACUGAACGUGUUCGACGGCGACGAAUUCGACGUGAUGGUGCGUGAUGACGUGGACCUAUCCAGGAUACACGAUGGCAAGAAGAAGUCCAAAUAUGCGGACCUGAAGGAUGUGCUUGCUGAUAAAUCUGAAGUCAGAAAUAUGGGCGAUUUCUAUAGCAAGUACAGCCUGGUAUGCGAUGACUCGAUGUAUUCGGACGAGUAUGACGACUCGUACGACGCGAUGGCGACGCCUGCGCCGGUGUCGGACAACACCGACAUGCGCCGGCCCUUCGUCACGCCACGCGCGCUGCGGGGCAGGCAGGACGGGGACUACGAGGAGUCAUCAGAAGAAUCGUCAGAAGAAGAAGAAGAGGCGCAGCAGCCGAGCAGCAGCAGUAGGAACCGCAUGGACUUCUGUGUCAACCCUGAAGAGGUCAGGGCGCGGAGGGAGGCUGCCUGGCAGGCGCGCCGGGGCAAGGGGCAUCGCCCACCGCCUACACCCAAGUCAACGGACGUCACUGGCAAGCCCAAAGGCCAAGGACAAGAAAAGGAGGUGCUUAACAACAGAGAUCGUAAGGAGAAGCACAAGUCCUCGCGAGCCAACCACAACCGCCGCUCCGGGGCACAGUGGAAGCGCAGCCAGGGGAUGAUGCCUUCAUAGUGCACGCAUACACAAUCAUCAGGCCUCAUACAUCUUUUCCAGGUGAUUUUAGUAACUGUAGACUUAUCGGUCUAAGAAAUAUUAACAUAUAAACAGCCUAUAUCCGUCCCACUGCUGGACACAGGCCUCCCCUCAAUCAACCGGAGGCGGUAUGGAGCAUAUUUCACCACGCUGCUCCACUGCGGGUCGGUGGAGGUGUAUUAACAGCUAAUAACCCGAGCCAACGGCUUAACGUGCCCUCCGAAGCACGGAAUUUUAACAGACAAUAAGGUGAUUCAAGCCUGUGAAGCCUUUACCAAAAAAAGGACGGUCUCACAAAGUGAUUUUGACAAUGUCCCCAUCGGGAAUCGAACUUGGAUCUCCAGAUCGUGAGCCUAAUGCUCUAACCACUAGAUCACGGAGGCUAAGAAAUCAUCAUCAUUAUUAUCAGCCGUACGACGCCCACUGCUGGGCAUAGGCCUCCCCCAAAGAUCUCCACGACAAUCGGUCCUGCGCUGCCCGCAUCCAGCAGCUUCCCGCGACCUUCACCAGAUCGUCGGUCCACCUUGUAGCGGGCCUACCCACUGAGCGUCGUCCGACACGUGGUCGCCAUUCUAGAACCCUUCCGCCUCAGCGGCCAUCGGUUCUUCUCGCUAUGUGUCCUGCCCACUGCCACUUCAGCUUGGCAAUUCUCCGAGCUAUGUCGGUGACUUUAGUUCUCCUGCGGAUCUCCUCGGAUCGGCUAAGAUAUAUUAGUACUCAAUAUUCUAGAUAGAUGACGCCGGAGUCGGCUUAAUGACGAUACAUAGAUCGAAGAAUUUCUCAUGGACAGGAGGAGGACCUGGUGGUGUAAUGGUUAGUACGCUCGUCCCGGUUUGACAAGAGCUGCGGGUUCAAUCCAAGUCAGAUUUUUUUUCUCUUUGUGAUUUAUACAGUGUCUAGUAGGCCCUUUUUUCAAGACUACAUAAGCCAAUGCGAGUGCGGCUAACCACACGCUCUGCAGAGAUAUAAUAAGUAUAUUAUACCUAUGCCAUCGCUGUCCCUUUCCUUGCGUAUUUCACUGUAAGUGAACGAGAGAGACGACUGUAGAAAAUAUAGCCACUUUAAAAAGAUGUUAUAAGCAUAGAAUAAGGAAUAAUACUACGUAUAGAAUGGCAACUCUUCGCUCCCCACCAGCGUCUGAGCUAGGUUUACCUCACCCCCUCGAACGUAGUUUAGACUUGACUCGUAUGGUGUCAGACUUCACACAUACAGAAGCGCGUGUAUGGUAACGUCAAUGUGUGGUGUCUGUGUAAAACGAGGUUGUUUGUAUGAAGUGUCCGGGUUGUGAUAUAAGGUAUCCAUGUUAAUACUACUUGAGUAUUGUUAAUAAUUUAUUGAUUUAUACCUCGUUUAUACUUCGUGUUGUUAUCUGUUAAGCAAUUUGGCUAUUUGAUAUUGAGUCAUUUUUAAGAAAACGAAAUCACAAUCGAAUAUUUGCACUUAGGGUGGUAUCAAUAAACUUAUACCAUACUUGUUGCCAAGUUUUGGGCCGGUACUAUUUAGUUUGCCAUCGACACGAUAAGAAAAAUAAACUAACUUCAACUUUAUGGUUGUACGGUCACGAGCAUUAAUAUGUAUACACUUUGGUACCAUGUCACAUUAACUUUUUUGACAAAUUGAACUGUAAGUCUCACUAAAUGUCAAAUAUGUUAGUGCGACAGAGUCUUAUAGUGGGCACAUAAUAUUGCUCAUGACUGUACGGCAACCGGUCGUCAUAAAGUAGAGACAACCAUUACUGCCAAUGUCAAGUACAGGAACCACAUUUGUCCAUAGAGAAUGUCUAUAUAAGUGCGUCCAAAGGUCGACAAAGGUAUCACAUAUUUCCUGAAACAGGAAAACACAACACCACAUAUAAGCACAUAAAAACAAAACAAACAACACAAGACGUGAUUAAUAUUGGUUAAUGUCAGCUUCGAAUCAGCCUUCAUUAUCAUGUCAAUGUGACAGUUCUUAUAUAAAAACAGGGACUUGAGUUUAGUCUUCAUGGUCUUGAGGGCAGUCUCAGCUGAGAUCAGUUUAUUAAUACCACCCUUAGUGUAUGUAUUAUACAGGGUGUGAGUGACACCGUAACGAAUACUGAGGGGUAUGAUUCAGCUCAUGAUUCCGAGUUAAUGUCAAGUGGUGGUACUAUUUUUGUUCUGUAAGUAACUGUUUUGUUUAUGGUGAAAAUUUAUUUAUUUAUUUAUUGCCAGUGACAAAUAAAAGUAUACAUAAUGGAAUUGGACUUUUUGGCGGGAACGGAAACGGGACGGUUGCUUUCUUCAUUGAAUAAUCUAAAUAAUUAUUACGAAGUGGUGUUUUGUGGUUAGUGAUCGCAUUAAGUUAUUCGGAGAAAAAGUAAGUAAGUAAGUAAAAUCUUUAUUUCCUCUACAAAAAAUAAAACACAUGGAUACAUAAAUACACACAAAAAUACAAUAUUUGUAGAGGCUGGAGCCUAAACUAGGAUACCCUGUGUUUUAGGACACCAGGCCUCCACCCCCAACAUUCGCGAUAGUGUUAUUAUAUCGGAAUAUUCAAUAAAGUGUACCUAUUUUCACUUCAUGCCAACAAGCCGCUUCAUAACCAACCGUUUGGGGUUCGGAUUAGGAGUCUGCUCCGAGGGUGGGGGCUUACGUUUCAUCAUUCAUCGUCAUCACCUUUCAUCAUUUCAUUAAACAUCAUCAAGAAAUGAAAUGAAAUUACAAAAAAAAACACAAGACAAAAAAAAUACAUAAGACAUGGCUGUAUGGGCAUAGUUCCCUUUGCCUUGCCCUUCGGGGAAAACCAAAACAAACAUAAUGGAAUUAAUUUUCGGUAACAAAAAUCAUGAUUUCUUUUAUAAAUUAUUUUCAAUUCCAUUUUGCGAUGAAUAGUUCCGCUUGAUAUUAACUCAGAAUCAUCCCUCUCAGUAUUCUGUACGGUGUCACAACGCCCUAUAUAAAAUAAUGCCUAUUAUUAUAUAAUAAUCAUGUCAAUUUAUAGAACAUUGAAAUUAUCUGUACUUAAAUGCUUUUAAGAAACUAAAGAGUCUGUGUUACUAGUGUAAUUCCUGUAGACACCAUCUAAUUUUAUUUUAAGUUGUACCUGUCAUUCGACAAGCAUAAAAUUUAUGAAACACACGUCAAUUUUAUGCAGAAAUUAAAAAAGUCUAAACAGAAUUAAGUUGACAGCACACGUCAAUCGGGUUGCAUAUCAGCAUGACAUUUAUUCGCCCAGGUUUUUCAUUCAUUCACUCAUUCAUUUUAAAAUUAACAGCUGUCAAUCAUCCGUCCCUUUCCUUUUCGGCGGAUAAGAAAAUGACAGAUAUAACUUAAAAUAAAAUUAGAUGGUGUCUAUAGGAAUUAGUGCCAUUUUGUUAGGACUAUUUUGUUAAAUAUUGUUAAGCAUAUAUAGACAAAUGCGUAUAUCUAUAUUUCUGCCGUAACAGCCAUACACGUGGUGGUUCGGUCAAUAAAAUUGUAUAAUAUAUAAUAAUAAAUUGUAUAAAUUCCUGUGUUCCAAUAAUUAUGUCUAUAACCUAUUGUAUAUACUAAACAAAUAAAUAAAUCAUUCACAGUAUACUUCACAUAUUUACUUAAACUCACGCCCGAUGUGCCUAACGGGAUGGGCAGAGCCACAAAUAAUCGGAGUCAACUUGCACCCACUGUUGAUGCGAAGACCCUAAGAUGGAUAUUAUGAACAUUUCUGUGACAAAUCAGCCUAUCGCCCAUAACCAGUAAUGUGCCGUUCCAGGGAAUAUUCCAAGAGUGCGAAGGUUCCGUUGUAAAAACUUUGUUUUCAAAUUUCAAAUUGUUAAUGUUGAAAUGGAACGCAAUCUUAGUUCCUAUUUUCGUCACGUGUGGCGCUGUUGUUUUUCCCUCCUUUUGUGUCAUACCAAACCGUUGUACAUUGUUCUGUUCUUUUAACAUAAUUAUUUACCGAAAAAUAUUAUAUUUAUAUCUUUUAUUCACGCCAUCCAAAUCACAACAGUUAUUUCUUGUACUCUGGUCUUAUCUGUCUAAAGGUUAGGUAGGUAAUAAAGCUAUUUUUACAUAAGUUUUGUGCCUUUUUACUGCCGGGAACAUUCCCAAAGGGACCAGCACAUCACGGCCCUUAACUGUUGUACAUUCACUUAUUGUCAAUAAAAAUGUAUGAUUAUAUUUAUUUAAUAUUUAUUAAAUACAGGGAUAGUUGUAAUGCCAUGUCAAGUGAUAUAUCUAUUUAGAUUAUUAUAUUGGCCUCGAUUCCUGCAGACACCUCCUAAUUUUAUUUUAAGUUAUACCUGUCAUUUUCUUAUCCACCGAAAAGAAAAGAGACGGAUGAAUGACAACUGUUAAUUUUAAAAUGAACGAGUGAAUCAAUGAAUUACCCGGGUGAAUCAAAUAGGUAUCUUGUUGGUAUGCAAACCGUUUGAUUGUGCUGUCAACUUAAUUAGGUCGGGGUUAUUAGCCAAUGUAAAAUUUUUAGAGGGUUGUUUUAGUUUUUGUGCCUAAAAUUGACGUGUUUCAUAAAUUUUAUGCCUGACGAUUACCCGUCCCUUUUCUUUUUGGCGGAUAAGAAAAGGACAGGUAUAACUUAAAAUAAAAUUAGGAGGUGUGUACAGGAAUCAGCACCAUAUUGGUGAUAUUUAUAUUGUCUAUACUGUAAGAUUAAUUAAUAAUUGCUAAUAAAAUAUUUAUUACACAAACAAAA